Molecule: messenger RNA, 3121 nt
Organism: Motacilla alba alba
Lineage: Eukaryota; Metazoa; Chordata; Aves; Passeriformes; Motacillidae
Gene: FUT4
Product: fucosyltransferase 4
Exons: 1
Coding region: 1-1068 (355 amino acids)
Cellular component (GO): membrane
Molecular function (GO): alpha-(1->3)-fucosyltransferase activity
Source: RefSeq, a predicted model, not a curated record
AUGGAGGCGGCCCCGCGGCGCUGCCGCGGUUGCUUCUGGCGGCGCUGGCGGCGGCGGCUGCGCGGGCGGCGGUGGGCGCUGGCGGCCGGGCUGCUGGGCGCCGCCGCCGCCGCGCUCGCCCUGUACUCGGCGCUGCCCGAGCCGGCCCGGGCGGACGGCGAGGCGGUGACCGUGCUGCUGUGGUGGGAGCCCUUCGGCCGCCCGCGGCGCUUGCCCGACUGCCGGCGGCGCUACAACAUCAGCGGCUGCCGCCUCAGCGCCGACCGCAGCCGGCUCGGCGAGGCGCAGGCGGUGCUGUUCCACCACCGCGACCUGGUGCGGCACGGCGCCGAGGGGCUGCCCCGAGGGUCCCCGCCGCGGCCCCCGCGCCAGCGCUGGGUGUGGAUGAACUUCGAGUCGCCGUCGCACUCGCCCGGGCUGCGGGGGCUCGCCGGGGUCUUCAACUGGACCAUGUCCUACCGCCGCGACUCCGACGUGUUCGUGCCCUACGGGUACCUCUACGUCCCGCCGGCGCCCCGGCCCUUCGUCCUGCCCCGCAAGACGCGGCUGGUGGCCUGGGUCAUCAGCAACUGGAACGAGGAGCACGCCCGGGUGCGCUACUACCGCCAGCUGAAGGAGCACCUGCCCAUCGACGUGUACGGGGCGCGGGGGCUGGCGCUGGCCGAGGGCGGCCUGGUGGAGACCGUCUCAGCCUACAAGUUCUACCUGGCCUUCGAGAACUCCCAGCACACCGACUACAUCACCGAGAAGCUCUGGAGGAACGCUUUCUCCGCCAGCGCCGUGCCCGUCGUCCUGGGACCCCGCAGGGCCAACUACGAGCGCUUCAUCCCCCCCGAUUCCUUCAUCCACGUUGACGACUUCCCCAGCCCGCGGCUGCUGGCCACCUACCUGAAAUUCCUCGAUAAAAACAAACCCAACUACAGGCGGUACUUUGCCUGGAGGAAGAAGUACGAAGUCCACGUCACCUCGUUUUGGGAUGAGCAUUUCUGCAAGGUCUGCGAGGCUGUUAGGAUAGCUGGGAAUCAAAUCAAGACUGUUCAGAAUCUGGCCAGCUGGUUUGAAAGCUGAUGUUCCUGGCGGGUGAGGCUUGCCUGGACAGCCUGGGCCAAGUGUCGGUGUGUCGGGAAGAAUGAGUCUCACAGGGAUCAUUUGCCCAGGUAGUCGGCAUUAGCCGCAGGAGACUGGCAUCAGUUGGACAAGCAUACAGGUACAGGAAAACAAGCUGUGAAAAGCCUGCAAAGGAAGAUUUUUAAUGAAGAGAAAAUUAUGAAUGUACAAAGAGACAUUAUGCCAGAUGAUUCCUAAAGAGCAAAGUUAAAUUUCCAGAAGUUGUACUGUUACCGAACUUUUAAAUUUCUGCCCAGCUCAACAUAAAUUUCUGAUGCCAAAUUCCUCAGCUGUACAGCUGAAACCAAUUUUGGCGGCUAUGACAACUUCCUGGACCGUGAAACUUUCCUCUGCUCACAGAAGACACAUGAUCAGUGCUGGUUUUCUGUAAUACAAAGACAAAAAUGAAUGUUUUAAACCGCUUUUUAUGCGUGUGAAAGCUAUUUAUAGACAAAUUCUGAGCCGCAAGUGUUGAAUGUAAGAAUCUUAUGAUACAGUAGCACCUUUUAGCAAGGCUUGAAAUUACAGCAGCCAGUUAAUAAUGCUUUGAACCAAGUAAUUGUUCUGUUUAGGAAAAAGUAUAUGAAGGGGACUGAAUCUGAGUGGACAAACAGCUCAGAUGAUGUAAAGUAUUUCUCCUACUACCUGCUGAAACCCUGGGCAUGUUUAUCGUGUAUGAGAGUAGAGCGGAACUUUAAGUACAGGAAAACACAGACUGUAGGGAAGAAAGUUGGAACACUUCCACCCUCCCUAUAUUCAGGAAUUAGGAAAUGUUUACAGAUAUCUUGCAAAAUUAUUGCCAUACAGGAGAAUGCAGGGAAAGGGUCAGAAUUGCAGGGAUUUUAUUACUGUAUUGAAUAUAUAUACAGAAAGGCUAACUUUUUUCUCAAGUAUCAGUACACAGUGCUGUUGUGUAGCAACUCUUUUGGUUUAUGGCAAAUUAAAAAAAAUUCUCAUGGGUGACAGACUAGUCAGAAUGUUGUCUUGUUGUUUCUAAAAAAUUCCCAAACUCCCAAAUGACUUCCAUUCAGAAAGAAAAUUACUGUAGAGAGUAAGAUCUACGUUGUUGGUAAAAUACAGAUUGUGUGAGGAAAGAAUAUGAAAAGGGAAGGAUUUACUAUUUUCUCUUCCUUUGGUUUUGAGGUAUUUUUGUGGCUCAGUUUUUUAAUCAAUAAAUAGGUUCUUAAGGUAGAACUCCCUUCACUCAGUGCCUGUCAAGGGACAUUUACAGUAGUCAUUCCCUUUUAGGCUCCCACAUUUUACUGGAGCCAUCUUAGUAGUGGAUGUGUGAUUACUUUUUGGUUACAUGUAAUCUUGCUCAGCCAAAGCCAGAAAGAAACUUCAUUUCAAUUACACAUCCUUGCCAAGCUCAGCCUCCCUGUCUUUUGCAGCUAUGAAGUUUGGUGGCAAAAAAAUAGCAACCUACAAGAGACUUGCCCACGUGAAUAAGGUAUUCAUUCUGCUGCUUUUUAAUCCAAGAAGUUACUCAGAGACUUCAUUCAGAAUAAAAUCGUGGGCACAGAACAGGUGGGAAAAGAAGAAAGUCGGUUGCAAAUAAAAGAUGGGCAUCAGAACAGGCAACCUCGCUGGCAUUUUAAGUCAUAUUUAGGUUAGGAAAGGAUUAGAUUUAAGCAGUACGGGAUGUUGGAUGAGCGAUGUAUGAACUGGCAGUCUAUUGUAAUGUAUUUCUAGUUAGAUGCUCCCCAUGAUUAGGUAAGCAUGGAGCCAAGGAUUAUCGGGAAAAAAAACCUAAUAAUAAUGAAGUUCUUUAAUAAUUUGCACAGUUUUACCAGUUCAUAUCUUGCAGGCUUCUCCAAUUAUUCCCUUCUGCUUUUGUGCAAGCAAGGUUGGCUGAAAGUACUUGAUGACCCUUUCUGUUGUCAGUGCCAGAGUUGCUGUAGAAUAUUUACUGGGAAGGGAGUGAAAACAAUCUAUGCAAUGUGAAUAUAGUAGGGAUGAUUCCUAAUGCUGCACUUUCACUCCAAGAAAUAUAAAGUGAUUGUUUAAAGUAAAA